Molecule: messenger RNA, 381 nt
Organism: Acanthoscelides obtectus
Lineage: Eukaryota; Metazoa; Arthropoda; Insecta; Coleoptera; Chrysomelidae
Source: the annotation of a GenBank genome assembly
GUCAGUGGCGUGCAGCCAAUGCGAAACAAAACAAUCGAUGCCGAGCAUGGCUGGAAGAGAGAGGGGUAGAAUAAACGUACUCAUCCGAGGCGGCUGCGUUGCGGCGGUGCAACAGCUGAAGGAAACAAACGAGAAUAGAUAGAAACCGCAGUUCGUCGCUGGUCGGCGCACGCUGAAUUGCAUUUGAGGAGACAACCGCCUUAUUCAGAGACACACGAACGGUUCGUAAAUGCGGGAUCAGUGAAAGUGAUCGACAUGGAUCUUGUUGAGAAUAUGCAGGGCGACAGCAUGUGCUAUUUGCCCAAAAGACCGCCCAUCGAUAUCGAGUUCCAGGAUCUUACAUAUACCGUGCCCCAGGGGCGUAAAGUUUCUUUCAUAUAA